Molecule: messenger RNA, 2388 nt
Organism: Strongylocentrotus purpuratus (purple sea urchin)
Lineage: Eukaryota; Metazoa; Echinodermata; Echinoidea; Camarodonta; Strongylocentrotidae
Gene: orc2
Product: origin recognition complex subunit 2
Exons: 12
Coding region: 54-1850 (598 amino acids)
Biological process (GO): DNA replication
Cellular component (GO): nuclear origin of replication recognition complex; nucleus
Molecular function (GO): DNA replication origin binding
Source: RefSeq, a predicted model, not a curated record
UUGUCUAGUCCAAGCUACCAUUGUAAAAGCGUGCGAAACACAAAAUUAUAAACAUGGAUAGAAAGUCUAAAAAGUCUAGUGUGAAGGGAGUAUCUGUCACUUUUGUGGGUAAUGAUGACGUUAUGAAUCAUAUAAUGGAAGAAGUGGCAGAUACCAAGGUAAGGAAGAGUAAGGUUCAUACCUUAGCUCCCUCAGAAUCAGAGGUUCCAACUCCAAGCCGACCUGUGAGAACAUCACGGAAACGGGUCAACUAUACUGAGUUGAAAUCAACUCGGCCGGAGCGUGAUGAUAAGGAGGAAGAGGAAGAGGAGGAGAUGGAAGAAGAUGAAAGCGAUGAUGAGAAUGAGGAUGACGUAUUAGAAGCCGUUUCAGAAGUCCUUUUGGAUCGAGAUGGGCCAUUGGGAACGGCGGUGUACUCCUUUAAGGCCAAUAAGAGAUCUGGUAAGAUGGCUCAGGUAGCAGCACAGAGCGCCGACAGACAACAGGCAAAGAGUACAGCCAUCAAAAGAAAACACAAAAGACGGAUAGGACAGGACAAAGAUGACAGUGAUUUCUCCUCUGAUCAGAGCAGCGAUGACGACGACGAUUUUGGUGACAAGGAUGACAUGAACAGCGACACAAGCAGUGAGAGAAGCAUUACAAUAAAACGACCAAAGAGGGCGUCCCAUGCUGCCACCACGACUAAGAAGGAACAACAGACAAAAAGGGCCACUGCCAAGGGGUCAUCAGCCUCCCAAGCUAAGAAAGGAGACGGUGCUUCAAAGGGAGCAACCCCGGGUGGUGGUGUGAGAAAAUCAAAGAGAACAGCCGCUAAGGAUGACGUUUCAUCUAUGCAAUCAAACAUGGCGCAGGAAUACUUUGUGGCCCACGCAGGACAAGCGUUAACAUCAGACCACACCCUAUCGCGGCUAGACACUCCCCAGAUGGGUAGCGGACAGCUGGCCGAGGCAUUGGAGAGCGCCCCCAAUAGCUACACCAAGGAGAUGAGAGAGCUGUUUGAAGAACACUGCGCACUGUUCAACAAAUGGAUGUACCACUUGAGUAAUGACUUCAACAUUCUGCUGUAUGGCUUAGGAUCAAAACGUAGACUUUUAGAAGAGUUCAGAAGACGGCAGCUGAAGGACUACACCAGUAUUGUCGUCAAUGGCUACUUCCCUAGUCUUACAAUGAAGAGUAUUCUGAAUGCCAUCUCUGAUGAUGUGAUUGAUGAUGUGUGUAACCAUAGAAACAUGGCUGAUCAGCUGGAGUUCAUUGAGGAGAAACUGGACGAGAUGGACGAGCCUCUUUUUAUCCUCAUCCAUAACCUGGAUGGCAGCAUGCUGCGGGGAUCUAAGGUACAGUCGAUCCUGAGUAAACUUGCACAGGUCAACAACGUACACAUACUUGCUUCAAUCGAUCAUAUCAACGCUCCUCUUGUUUGGGAUCAGGAGAGGUCGAGUACAUUCCGCUGGAUGUGGUACGAUGUCACGACCUUUGACCCGUACACUGAUGAGACAUCGUACGAGAAUUCACUCCUCGUCCAACAAUCCGGUAUGCUGGCCCUCAGCUCCCUAACCCACGUGCUCCGCAGUCUGACCCCAAAUGCCAGGGGUAUUUUCAACAUCUUGGUGGAGUUUCAGAUGGAGCAUAAAGAUGAUGGCACUUACAAUGGUAUGUCAUUUCAAGAGCUGUAUCAGAAGUGCAGAGAGGCAUUCCUCGUCAACAGUGACCUGACAUUGAGGGCGCAACUUACAGAGUUCAGAGAUCAUAAACUUAUCAAGUCAAAGAAGAGUCUGGAUGGAAUGGAACUCCUUUCUAUUCCGCUGGAUAAUUCAACAUUAAUAGAGUUCCAACAGCAGGAAGAAUUAUGAAAGCUGUAGCUACAAAGACAUGAUGGUUUUAGUUAUACUGAAAUGAUCCAACAUUAAGAGUGCCAAGAAGAAGAAGAAUUGUAGCUACACAGAUUUAUGGUGGUCAGUGGUGCUGAAAUAAUUGAACAUUACUAGAGUCGGAAGAACAAGAACAAUCAUGAAAGCUACAAGGAAUUGUUUGGUUAUUUGGGCUGAAAUGUCUCAAUAUUACUCAUGUUCCAACAGGUAGAAGAAUUAUGAUACAUGUAGCUAACUUGCUAAAACUAAAGAUGAUAGAAGUGGUGAAAAAAACCUCAGCAGUUCCAACAACUAGAAGAUUUAUGAUAGCUCCAACAAUUGACAAUGGUUGUUUAUGAAAUGGCUCUACAUUACUAGAGUUCAGGAAUAAGAAUUAUGAAAGCUUCAAGGAGUCGUAAUGUUCAGUUGUUCUGAGAAGCUCAAUAUAAGGAGACUUCCAGCAAGAAGAAUUAGGUCUUAAAAAAAAAAAUGUUGUAUUGUCCUUUAGGUGCCAAAACAUGGUUCGAUCGGUCAAAAAUCU